Molecule: messenger RNA, 3179 nt
Organism: Anopheles cruzii
Lineage: Eukaryota; Metazoa; Arthropoda; Insecta; Diptera; Culicidae
Product: zinc finger protein 236-like
Exons: 6
Coding region: 5-2347 (780 amino acids)
Biological process (GO): central nervous system development; regulation of transcription by RNA polymerase II
Cellular component (GO): nucleus
Molecular function (GO): RNA polymerase II cis-regulatory region sequence-specific DNA binding; DNA-binding transcription factor activity, RNA polymerase II-specific
Source: RefSeq, a predicted model, not a curated record
CGUCAUGAUGAAUUUUGCCCUGGCCAAUCAGUUCGAUAUCGAGUCCCUGGAACGGGCCAUCCAGCAACAGGUUCCGCAGUACUUUCAAGCGCUGGCCGAAGAGAAUCAGCUAAACCCGUUCGAUCUGAUACCGCUGCCGGACGCGCGAUCGCUGGCCGGCCCGGCCAGCAGCCCAACCGAAAUCGUUCCUCCCGACUGGCACCAGCCCCCGGCACCCCACCACCAGCAGCGGCGGUCCGCAGUGGACGAACAGCAAAGUAGUGGCAACGAAUGCACCGAUCUCUGCGAUGCCAAUGAUAAUAGUAUUCUGGUUGAGUUUGAGAAAAUUGAUGACGAACUGGAGGACGGAGGAUGUAACAAAGAAAACAAUACUCUAUACGAAGACGGAGAGCCAUCGCAUGCCACAAUCACAAUCGAGGGCCCGGACAACCAGAUACUGGCUCGCUAUCGGUGCAGCUAUGGCAGCUGCAAUCGAAGCUACAGCACGGUCGGCAACCUGAGGACUCACAUGAAAACGCACCGAGGCGAAUAUAAGUUCAAAUGCACCGAGGAGGGAUGUACCAAAGCCUUCCUUACGUCCUACAGCCAGAAGAUCCACAUACGGGUCCACACGAAGGUCAAACCGUACAUCUGCAGCGACGGCAACUGCAGCAAGGCUUUCAACACCCGCUACCGGUUACGGGCACACGAGAGGCUGCACAACGGGGAAACGUUUAACUGCGCCGUCUGCCAGAAGGUUUUCACCACGCUGAGCGAUUUGAAGAAACAUUCGCGUGUUCACACCCAGGAACGCCCCUACAAAUGCAAGGAAGAUAAAUGUGGCAAAGCGUUCACGGCGUCGCAUCAUCUCAAAACCCACAGCCGCACGCACUCGGGCGAGAGGCCGUUUUUGUGCAAAAUUUCCGACUGCAACAAAUCGUUCAGCACACCGCACAGUUUGAAGACCCACUCGAAGACGCACGAAAAAUUGAAGAAAAAGUUGUCGAAGUCAGCCAAGAUGAGAAAGGUGCGGCUCGCAUCGGGGCCUCAACCAAGGGCCAGGGGCUCCGAUCCGGCUGUCACGGAGGCUUUGUUGGAUGAAAAUGCCAACCGAUGCGCCGAAGGCACUGCGGAUGAUCUCGAAGACAGCAAAGUAGCCGCAGCGAUGUACGACUGUGCCAACGAUCUACAGACGGGACUCGUAUCGAUCGCUCCUCCAGUGGCUUUGGCUUCGCAGGAAGCGUACAGUUUUGUGCAGUUAAACGAUUUUCACGAAUCGAAAGCCCUUGAGCUGGCACUCGCCACCGAGGAAGAGCUGAAUCCGCAGUGGAUCGACAUUUCGAUGCUCCAAUCGAAACCACUGGCCGCUCUCGAUCCCGUCACGUCUGCGUGUAUGGCGCUUCCUACGAGCGUUCCAUCGUACGUCGAUCUAUCGUUUAACGUGAACGUAGCUGGCUUUCUUUCCGGACCCGAUUCCGAGCCCACCAGCGUGGUGCCAGCUGGUGGUGGUGGGCCCGCGCUGUCCGGCGAAAUCGUGCCUGAUGGGCCGCAGGUGUACGGCAGUAUCGGGAACUACUUCGAUGAGAGUUUGCUCGAAAGUGCCAACGCCACCGUGCAGAUCGAUCGUGCCAUACAGAACAGCGAAAAGCGUGCGGCCGGUGUGAAGCAAGAGGAGCAGGAGGAAACGGACAAAUUGAUUAACGAACUGUUUGCCGACGAGUUCCUCCCGAAGCUGACCACGGACUCUGCUGCUGGCGGCGGACCAACCCUGGUUGGUUCGGGUGGCGAAAAUCUCCUAGCGAAUGGCGGCUCGUUUAGCGGGAAACACAAAGCGCCCGAAGUGCCCGGUAUGGCGACGGGCAGCGGAGCAACGAAGACGUUGAAAGAUAUUACAGCGGAUGCGGACAUUUGUCGGUGCGUAAACUGUCAGUGCGAUCCGAUAACCGGUUGUAUCGGAGGCUGUGGUCCGGAGCAUCCUUGUUGUUCGACCGAUCUCCAACAACCCCCGUCAGCCGCAGUCGUUGUCCCGCCUGUGAGUUUAAUAACCCCAGCUCCACAGCCCCCUCCAACAGUAAGACCGAUCGUCACCUCUUCGAACUUAGCGGCUUCUUGUUGCAAAACGCAGGCAAGUGUUACCGGCGACACGAUCGGAACACUGCCUAAGCUAGCCGAUCAGCUCGAACCGUUGGCCAAUAUGUUGAAAAGCCUACAAAACUGCAACUGCGCUGGACCACGCAACGGGCACUCGAAGAGUUGUUGCGUGGUCAUCUGUCUCAAGACCCUGGAGACACUCAAGAAGGUACUGAGCACACACUCGAACCUAAUCCAGUGCCACAGCAGCAGCAGCAGUAGUGCCAUCAUGCACUAAGUGCACUAGAAGCAUGUGUGCAUAACGAGCAAGUACAAACGUGCGUCGCAAGAGAAGCGAAAGCGGAUAAUUUUGCGUGAAACUAUUGAGGCAGUGACUUUAUUUCGUGUUUUUUAAAUAUUUUUUUCACUUGUUACGCUAGGAUUCAUGUGUGGACGUUAUGUCGGUUUAGAGCCGAGUAGUUAAACGAUAUUAAUGAUCGUAGCAAUCGUGGGACGAACGCUGGAAGCGCUGCAACCGAACAAAAGCAUCGUUAGAAUCGUGGUUCCUAAACGCUUUUCAAGUAUUUCGUAGUCCUUAUUGCUUCGAGGCCGGUUUUUAGUGCUUCGAUUUACGUAAGAUUCUCUUGAUGCUCUGAUCUUCCACUGUUACCCAUAUCUCGUGCCUCGGGCUGGCGCUGUUAUGCGCUGAUUGUAGUGCGCAACGUGCGAUAGGUUAGUGCCCCCAGUGUGAUGGCAGAAAACGCUUAAGUAUAGGAUUUACUUUUUCUAAUUGCGAAGCAACGUUUUCAAAGAUGUUAAACACGUAUGGAGCGUAAGAUUGUUAAUAAUUGUAAUCGUUAUUGGUUUGUGAACGGGGAAAAACUGAACUUUAAUUUUGCGUACGCUUAUACUGCGCCCCAGGUCAAGUCCCGCCACCUGAUCGAGAGCUACACCAAAGUGAAAACCAUUGAAACGGAAACCGUUACUGAACCUAAUGUGCCACACCCCGGAGUGCCACCAUUGCCUAAGUUGUUUAGUUAUUAUGAAUUAUUCUUUGCGCCAAUGAUUACCUCUACAAAAGAUACACUUUCUUGCAGGCUUUUGCGCGAAAAUGAAUGAUAAAAAAUAAA